UCAACCAGAUUCGAAAGAAUACGCAGUCAGCAGAAGAAAUCGAAAUCCCACCUCCUGCACCAUAAACAGGAUGGCAGACCAAAAUCUAAGGUGCUAGCUUCUGAAUCGGAGCGAGUUAUAUUUAAUGUCAGUGGUCUUAUUUUUGAGACAUAUACCAGCACAUUGAGCAGAUUUCCCAACACAUUGCUAGGCGAUCCAGAAAAACGGGCACAAUUCUACGAUCCUGUGCGAAGACAGUACUUUUUUGAUAGGCAUCGAGAAAGUUUUGAUAGCAUUUUAUUUUAUUACCAAAGUGGUGGCUUUAUUAAGCGGCCGUUAACUCUGCCCCUUAACUUGUUUCUCGACGAAGUCGGUUUUUUCCAGCUUGGUGAUGAUGUCAUGCAGCUUUUGCAAAAGGAUGAGGGUCUGAAGCCUACAGAUAGCAUCAGAUGGCCCCAUGGUACUUUACGGCGACGUCUUUGGCUGUUUAUUGAAUAUCCUUUGAGUUCUAGAUGCGCAAAAUGGUUCUCACUAUUUUCAGUUGCAAUGAUUGUGGUCUCCGUUAUUUCUUUCUGUCUGGAAACGCUCCCCAUGUUUAUCACCUAUCAAGUGGAUAUGAAUCACUCAGUUCCAAAGAUUGUAAGAGAAGCUGUUUUUUUUACUGAGCAAUUCUUUUACGUUGAGGUCACUUGCAUGCUUUGGUUUACCAUCGAAAUAGGCCUUCGCUUUUUCAGUUGCCCCAACAGAUACCUGUUCUUCAAAUCUGCCGGGAACAUUUUUGACAUUGUUUCGGUUUUACCUUUUUAUAUUGCACUUAUAAUGCUGUAUUUUGAGGUUUCAAUCACUUCAUCUACUAUGUACCUUCGAAUUUUGCGAUUCUUGCGCCUCCUUCGAGUCAUUCGUGUUCUUAAACUUUCGCGUCACUCCACUGGCCUACAGGUACUGGCUAAAACUAUAGUGACAAGUGGCCGUGAGCUUAUCCUUUUGCUAUUUUUCCUUGUUGUUUGCGUAGUGAUUUUUUCCGCCAUGGUUUAUUAUGCUGAGCUUGACUCUAAUUUAAAUAGCUUUACCAGUAUUCCUGAAUCUUUCUGGUGGGCUGUAGUGACAAUGACAACUGUUGGCUACGGGGACAUGCAUCCUCAAACAUCGUUGGGAAAAUUUGUUGGAUGCGUUUGCGCUAUAGCCGGAGUUCUUGCAAUUGCUCUACCAGUUCCUGUUAUAGUUUCGAAUUUUAACUACUUUUACGUAAAGGAAAAGGAGAAUGAACUACUUAUAAAAAUGAUUGUUUUAAAAGAACAAAACGACAGAAUGCGAGAAGGCAAUAAGUCGCCCAAGUCCAAGGCACUUAAGUUAAUGCACAGACUGAAUUACAGCACGCCCGAAGUUGAGGAAAAAUUACAAGACAACAGUGAAGUCAUAAACUAG
Molecule: messenger RNA, 1404 nt
Organism: Mesocestoides corti
Lineage: Eukaryota; Metazoa; Platyhelminthes; Cestoda; Cyclophyllidea; Mesocestoididae
Source: the annotation of a GenBank genome assembly